GAGUAAGUCCGGUCGAUAUAGGUCACCAGUUAUAAUUGACGGGCUUUUGUGGCCGGAUAGGUCAGCAUAAAGUUGACAUGGAUUUGUUGUUUGUAACGUUUCAGCGAGAAAGUUUAAAAUAGAAUCAUGUCUCCAAGUAAAGCGCUGAAGGUACGAUUGGCAGCCGGCUACCAUGUGUAAUAGGGUUUCAGGGCACAAACAAAAGGAACAUUCGGGACUUGAAGCUAAACCCCAUCUUGUAAGGUUUUUUCGCGUAGGAACAGAGUUAUUUAGGUAACGGACGGUGAAGUUGAAAAUGUUCUUUGGCAGUUUUGAUUGAGCGGCAGACCAAAGUGUGUUUAACUUUGAAAAGGAAAACUUUGCAACAUUCGAGAAAAAUGAACCUUGACAAAUUAAACGGUGUUGAAGCUUAUCUUCUUGUCCAGAAUGAAAAUCCUUGAGAACUUCCUUUGUUGAAUUAUAUAUGUCAUACUGAAUAUUAGUGUGAUUGUUAGUUGAUUUCCAGAGUUCUUUUAUGGAAUCAUUUGGGGAUGUUUUUAAGGCGUUGCGUAGGACAGUUUGACAUUGGAUAAAUUUGACGGAUGCAGGGAGGAUAUUCAGACCGAAUUUGUUAUGGGUUAAAUAAAUAUUACUUAAUGUUCCAGAAAUGGGUAUUUCAAGCCACUUUCUGAUGUAUUGAUUAAUCAUAGAAUCGAUUGUUUCCGUUACCCAGGUUUCGACAGGGGUGCAACAAUGAGAUGCCAGGAUAUUUUGGAUAGAACGUAGCGGUUAUAAUAAUAAUAAUAAUAAUAAUAAUAAUAAUAAUAAUAAUAAUAAUAAUAAUAAUAAUAAUAAUAAUGGAAACUUUAAUAAUUUUGUUAUAUACUAUAUAUAUACAAUUGUAAAUCUCACUAAUUUAAGGUAACUUACAAUUGGCUAUUUGAAUCACAACUAUAUGAACUAAUAAAAAUGAUAAGACAGAAUACAUGAAAAUAUAUAAAUAUACAAGACAAUCAGAUAUUUCAAAUAGUUAACAAGUCCGGACUUUCCCAUUCCUUAAAUAAUAAUAAUAAUAAUAAUAAUAAUAAUAAUAAUAAUAAUAAAAAUAAUAAUAAUAAUAAUAAUAAUAAUAAUAAUAAUAAUAAUAAUAAUAAUAAUAAUAAUAAUAAUAAUAAUAGACUUACGCUUCUCUUAGAGGACGCGCAGUGUUUCAAUUCUAUUUCAGAACCAUCCUCAGAGAUACGAAAAACUAGUUUCAUAUUAAUCUGACACUGUUUUUCGUAUCUCUGAGGAUGGUUCUGAAAUAGAAUUGAAACACUGCAUGCGCGUCCUCUAAGACAAGCGUAAGUCGUCACGAAAAUAUUUCGUGCACUUAAAUUGGAUAAGACUCGCUAUCAAUCCCUGUUGACUCGAUAGCUCAAUAGGUAGAGCGGCGGUCUAGAUACCCGAAGAUGCGAGGUCAAAUCCCGCUCGAGCCAACGAAUUUUUCGUUGCUCGAUGCAGUGUCAGAUUAAUAUGAAACUAGUUUUUGGUAUCUCUGAGGAUGGUUCUGAAAUAGAAUUGAAACACUGCGCGUCCUCUAAGACAAGCGUAAGUCGUCACGAAAAUAUUUCGUGCACUUAAAUUAGAUAAGACUCGCUACCAAUCCCGGUUGACUCGAUAGCUCAAUAGGUAGAGUGGCGGUCUAAAUACCCGAAGAUGCGAGUUCAAAUCCCGCUCGAGCCAACGAAUUUUCCGUUGCUCGAUUGCAGGGUCAGAUUAAUAUGAAACUAGUUCUUUAUACUUCCUAUAUGCCAUGACUUCGACGAAAACUUCUAAAAGAUUAAGCUCUCAAUGUCAUGUAGAAAAGUAUAGCCAAGUUAGAGUAUAAAGGUUUCGAAGUUUGGGCGAAUUGGAAAAUUCAUCACAGCGCAAUUUUAAUACAAGUGUCUCGGGUUUGUGUUGUAUUUACAGUUUACAUUCAGAAGUGGUUGCUCAAACAGCAAUUUAGUUUACUUUGAAGCUAACAUUUUGCUUUCUAAUUAAGCCACAGUAUAAUAUAAAAUUUUCUGCCUUCCGAGUUCUGUUGUCUUAUAAAGAUAAACUGUUAAAAUUUCAGCGAAAUAUAUUCGGCAUAUGCUGUCUGACUAUAUAAGCCGGAUAUUUCAUACAGUAUAAAUAUGCCAAUCCUGUCCACGUUUUAAAUAUAACCGAACAUCUUUAAUAUCCAAAUCUGAUCAUUAAUGGUGCAUUUUAUUACCUGGACAAGUAUCAGUAUCUUUAAAUUCAAUUUAUGUGCAAUUUUGACCAAAAUUCAACCGACGACUGCUUUCAAAAUAUAUAUUUAUAUUUAUUCCACUCCUAAAUCAACUGACGUUACUUUCCAGAAUUUGGAAGGUAAAUUCUGAUUGGUCGACGUAGCGGAAUUCAGUUUGGCGCUCGGGUAAGCAGACGGUAGUAUUUCGUCGCUUGGCGUGACUACAACGUCUGUGAGCAGGCUAGUACGCCUAUGACGGCUGAACUAAUUUCAUUUCCUGUGUAUCGGAACAUAAAGCAAACAAUAUUUGCGAAACAUAAUUAAUUUAGUAUGCUCAAAUUCUCGAAAUUAAAGUAAACAAGAGGCAUAUACAAUCAAAGGAAUAAUCCAGUAUAAUACAAAACGAAAACUUUCGCAAAAAUUUAGCCACAACAUUCAAUAAUAAUAACUAUUAUCUAAUAACUAGUUUUAUCGCUUCCUUAUAUAUUACUGUCCAUCCUUCCCGCUUUUACAUGCACCCGUAUUUUCGCGAAAAAUUACUCAAGUGAAGCUACAUAUAAAUACUAGGACUUUAUAAUCACGUGCGAGACAUAUUACCACCCGAUAGAGUCACACAUAUACGACAAAAGAAUCUAUUUUUACUGGCUCGUAUUUAUGAAUUCACAAUUGUAUGAAUGACGAAUCGUUAGAUUGUGAUCAACGUGGAUUUCUUAAUACGCUCUCGUUUGGUAUAAACGUACGUUAAUGAAUAAGUGACAUUUUAGUUACAAGCCUGGAGAUGGCUGUCAAAAUUCAGCGGAGUUUAUGCGUCAGUUAGAAUGUGAAAACAUAUGGCAAGAUUGAGUCAUCAAAUGCGAUAUUAUUUUCUUAUCCAAUCUUUUUUGUUCACGUUAUUAUUAUUGACUGUUGUAGCAAUAUUUAUUGGAAAGUUUGUAUUUCAGCCGUUGGUACUUGUUACGGAAUGGCUGUGUAAAGCUAUAUAUAGACUGUGUUAAACAUGGUUAAAAAUAUUUUGACUUUGUUGUUUCUGAUGACAUUUGCCGACCCUCGACUUUUUACUCUCGAUCGACUCUCGACUUUUUACUCUCGAUCAACUCUCGACUUUUUACUUUCGACUCUCGAGUUUUUACUCUCGACUCUCGACUUUUACUACUCGACUCUCGACUCUCGAUUUUUACUUUACUGUAACAUCUACACCACACAACUUUCGAAUUUCAAACUAUAUCCCAUGAUAAAGUUAGGGAGGAAAUUAAGCAAAUAAAAACUGCUAAAUCAUCGGGCUAUGACAAAAUCUCUGUGAAACUAUUGCAGGUUAACCAAUCUCUUGAGACUGGAAUUUUUCCAGAUGACAGGAAAAUUGCCAAAAGUAACACCUAUCCACAAAUCAGAAGAAAAAACCCUAUUCGAUAAUUAUAAGCCGAUUUCUGUCAUUUCUAUAGUUCCCAAAGUAUUUGAGAAAGUUGUACAUGAACAAUUAAUGAAAUAUUUGGAACACCACCAAAUAAUUUCCAAAUUUCAGUCUGGUUUUCGUGCAAAUCAUUCAACUAAACAUCAUUACUACAUGUAACUAAUAGCUGGUUAGAAAACAUGGACGCUGGUUCGAUUAAUGGUGUCCUAUUUCUGGACCUCAAAAAGGCUAUUGACACGGUAAACCAUAUCGAAAUUGGGAUGUUAUGGGAUUCGUAGAUUAGCACUGUCAUGGUUUCAGUCAUAUCUUAGUAAUAGGAAACAAAUUUGCAAAGUAAAUAACUCACUAUCAACCUUCCAAAAUAUUACAUGCGGCAUGCCAUAAGGAUCUAACCUUGGGCCACUCCUGUUUACAAUUUAUAUAAAUGAUCCGCCAAAUAGUUUAGAAAUAAUAGGUUUUGUUUGUGGAAACACCACGUAAAUUUUUUUAAUUUUUUUUAAAUUUUUUUUUAAUUUUUUUUUUUUUUUUCCCCCCACAAACAAAACCUAUUAUAUUUUAUCACCAUGCAAACAUACAAAGAACUUAGUUUAGAAAUAACUGAACCCACCAUGUUUGCUGAUGAUGCAAGCUUAACUGCAACUGGAGAGUCUUCUUUUGAAAUUGAAUACAAAUUGGGGGUGGAAAUCCAAAACGUUAAGACUUGGUUGGAUGCAAACAAAUUAACAUUAAAUGAAGAAAAAGCCGGGUAUAUGCUAAUCGGCUCAGGAAAGCGCUUAAAACAGAUCAGAAAUGACCCUAUUAUUAAAAUUAGAGAUCAUAUAAUCAAACGGGUUUACAAGAAAAAGGUCUUAGGCUUAGAAAUAGACGAUAAGUUACAAUGGACAGAACAAGUUGAAAAACAAACUAAAAAGAUUUCUUGUUCUAUAGCAAUGUUACGAAAAGUGAAGCCUUACGUACCUCAAGCAACACUACAGAUGAUGUACAAGUCAUUUGUGCUCCCCUAUUUCAACUAUUAUUCAACUAUAUAGUAUGAUGGUAAUAAAAUGUACGCCGAAAAAAUACCAGUUCGGGCUUAGAAGAACGAUCUUCUGCUUAAAUGGACAAAACUACAAUCAAUACUAAAAAAGCGAGAAUUAGUGAUGACAUUUAAAGCACUUAGGGGUAUGGCUCCAGAAUACUUAAUUAACACAGAUGUUUUAUGUCUCCGUUAACCAAACCUACCAACUACGAAAUAAUCAUCAAAAGCUUUACCUACCAAAACCUAAGACGAAUUUUUUAAAACGAAGCUUCUCCUAUAGAGGAGCAGUUUCAUGGAACCAAAUUUUAAUGGAAAAACUUCCAAUUAUAGAAAUACCUGAAACUUUCAUCAGUUCUUGUUGUAGAUGGCUUGUGUUUUUGAAUUGGGAGGUCAUCCUUCUAAACCAUACGUUUAUGUAAAUAGAGUAUAUUAUGCAUGAUUGUUUUAUAGUUAAAAAUUUUAAUAUUUUUAUAAUAAUUUACAGUAAGUGUGCACGGGCCUUUGAAAAAAAGGCUACCGUGAAUAAUUAAGCUUAAAUAACUCUCGACUAUCGACUUUUACUCUCGACUCUCGACUUUUACUCUCGACUCUCGACUUUUAUUCUCGACUCUAGACCUAUAAUCUCGACUCUCGACGCUCGACUUUUAGAUCGAUACACUCCAUAUGAUUUGUUUUAUUACAUACCCUGCAUAAUUAUGCAUAUUCAUGCCGAGUAAAAUAUCAAAUUAUGUAAAAAGAGUUUACCCAUCUAUACAAGUCUACAGAGAAAUUGCUGGUAAGAAAUAUCAGUGUUUCACUGUGCUUGAAUCUUUGCAUUUAAUUAAUGAUAAAUAUCUUUACAUUUCAGAAUCUUGUGGACGCAAUGGAUUUAAUUUUAAAUGCCCUAAGAGCAUUUGCUUUAAUUAAAGCUUAUAUGGCGUCAGCCAGCCACAUUUGCCGAUUUCGUAAAUAAUGAAUUGCCAGGUGCAUCGCUUCAACCAGACCAUACGUCAUAAUUAUAUGCAAUGACGUCAGGCGAGCGAGCUUAAACAAGAUCGGACAAAACUUGCUGAGUAGGUUUUUUAGCGUCUCUCCACGUGUGUGAUACAAUAGAGUGAUUAAUCUUGGCUUACUAUGUCUAUGAAUAGCUCGAGUCCCUCACAUGGUAAAAUUGUUAUCGAAAUUAAUAUAUAACGGAGUUAUAGCCGUACCUUUGCUCGGAAGAGAUAAAUUUCCUCAGGUAUAUUGAAGGAUUUUUCGUAUGUUUACAAAAUUAUAGCCAGGAACCUAUUUGUCACAAAAAUCAAGACAUAUAUAUUUUAAACAGAAUUAAACAGUUGCUAAUCCCGGGUUGUCAACGUCGUUGUUAAGGUCAAUAUUUGCAUGUUGUUCAACAUUAUUUACCAAAUCUUCUACAUACAUAUAUACUGUUAAGAUGACCGAGUCAGAUCAUAAGUAAGCUUAUCAAGAAUAUAAGUUAGAAUUGGAACAGUUGUAAUAUAUUUUGCGAUAAAAAUAUGGGGUUGUUAUAUAUGUUGUUAUGUGUUGCUAAGUCAUUAGCGACGCUUGGGUGCAUGCAUAUAUAAACGUACAAAAUAUUUGUACACUAAUCAGGCGGGCGGGUCGCGCGGGUAGAAAGAGCGGGCUUUGCAGGCAAAAGUCUGCACAAGAUUUCUGUUUUAGAAUACAUUUAUUGCUGUCUAGAGAUAAACACAUGGAAGUUAGAGGUCAUGAUAUAUAAUUGUCAAGCGAUUUCUAUAUUUUAGUGCUAGGUUUUUAAAGUACUAAAACUCGGAUAAGGUGAAUCAAUUUAAGCUAUAUUAAAGCACACCGUUUGCUAUGUGAAACUAAUUAAAGGAUUAACUUUUAUCAGAGAUUUGCAUUUUCUAAUGCGGAUAAAUACGGGUAGAUUAGGAUAUUUAUUGCGUGUGCGGGUUGAAACACAACAAUAAGGAGGCUUAUAUUGGAGGAGAGAAAGCAAUUUAGACAAGACAGGAGCGCUUUGCAGCCAAAGGUUUACACAAGAAUUCAGUCUUAAAUACAUUUAUUUCUUCGAGACGUUUACAAAGUCAAUGUGUUCUACUUCUUAGAGCAUAAUGUGUUUGAUUUUAUUUAAAUUACGCACAACAAUUUAAAUUUUUUAUUGUAAUAAGAGUCGUUUGGCUUAAUUGUUCAUUCGCCAUGGUUUCUAUACUCCUAGCCUACAUCGACCCUACAUCGACCCUACAUCGACCCAACAUGUACACCGACCCUACAUCGACCCUACAUCACACCCACAUGUCGCCGUAAAAAAUAUGAAUGAUUCUUUCUUAUCAUUAUCUUUAUCUUCCUUAUCCUAAUCUUCUUAUCUUGAUCUUCUUAUCUUUAUCUUCUUAUCUUUAUCUUCUUAUCUUUAUCUUCUUAUCUUUAUUUUCUUAUCUUUAUCUUCUUAUCUUCCUUAUCCUUAUAUUCUUACUUUUAUCUUAUUAUCCUAAACUUUAUCUUCCUUAUUUUUAUCUUCCUUAUCUUCCUUAUCUUUAUAUUUUUAUCUUCCUUAUGCUUAAUAAGCUUCCCCUAUAUUAAUAUGUUCAACACAACUUAGGCUGGGAGCCAGCUCUAUAGGCUCGGAGGCAGCUCCAAUAGGCUCGGAGCCAGCUCCUUAGGCUCGGAGCUAGCUCCAUAGGCUCGGAGCAAGCUCCAUAGGCUCGGAGCAAGCUCCAUAGGCUGGGCGCCAGCUCCGAGCCUAUGGAACUGGCUCCCAGCCUAAAUCGUGUUGAAUAUAUCAAUAUAGCGGGAAACUUAUUAAGCAUAAGGAAGAUAAAAAGAUAAAGAUAAGGAAGAUAAGGAAGAUAAAAAUAAGGAAGAUAAAGAUAAGGAUAAUAAGAAAAAGAUAAGAAGAUAAGGAUAAGGAAGAUAAGAAGAUAAAGAUAAGGAAGAUAAAGAACAGGAGGAUAAUGAAGAUAAGAAUAAUGAAGAUAAAGAUAAGGAUAUCUUUUCAUACUCUACUUUUAAUGAUCGAUCUUUACUCAACUUCUUGUUGACAUUGGCUAGGCGUAUUUUGCUCGGCUGUUCGUUAGUACCGUACAAUCUGGCUCCAGGAAUCCAUGGUACACUUACUUCAUAUCGACCGUCCUCUUGCCUUGUUACACUUUCUCGAAAGUCAGUCAGCACCUCCAUCUGGUCUUUCUCGCUUCGGUCCUCAACACCGAGUACAUCCAAACUGUGAAGCUGCUCACACUCAUUGGUCUCUAUAACAAACGUACUUGCAGGGAGGUGAGUCCGGGAUUGGACGCACCGAGGGUGGCUGGAAGUUUCCCGUUUGUUCUGUUCUGAUUCUGCUGUAAGUUUUAUCUCCCAAGAUGAGGUGUAUUGGAUAGUUGCCUGAACGCACCAUGUAGAACAUCUUAUCCUUUGCAUGACAAAAUUACUGUUUCAACUGGCUAAUGUCGGGUCUUUGUACUGUUGUGAAGUCGCGCAUCUUGAAACCGGUUACUUGAAUCUCUUCUUGCACAGUUCCAUCCAGGGAAUUAAUACUAACUUGGUAGAUUGGCAUAAAUUGCUUACUGAUACCAUUCAAUGUUACAAUCUCUCAUGGUGAACUGCAGUUAACUUCAGUUUCUUUGCUGCAUCCCGAGAGAUGAAAUUCCUUCCAGACCCUGUGUCAAGAAACGCCCACAAUGUUUCUUCGCCUAUUUUGACAGGAACUAUGGCUGGGAGGGACUUUUCUUCUACAAAUGUACUGUAACCAUGUAACACAGGCUCUGUAGCUGGUUUAUCUGGUUUCUUCUUGUCACACAAGCUGGUAUGGUGUUUCGAUCCACAUUUAAAACAGGCACGACUACGACAUUGGUUUCCCCGGUGCCCUGCUCGUCCACAAUCAAAACACAAGUUCUUUUCGACGAAAAACUUCUUUGUUCCAUUGUCGAAAGUGUCUUACACUCAUCACUCCAAUGCUCUUCUUGGCAAAACAUGCAAUGUGGGUUUUGUUUUCCUUCAUUCUUGCGAGUGAACCAAUUUCUAUCCCUACGUCUAUCACUUGGGAGUUUUGAACUCACAUCUACCUUAUUUCUCCUCAACCAGGCUUGUAGAUUUUUAAUAAGAUCUUCCAUAUUCCAAUCUUCCCACUUUUCAUCCACUCUCACGAUGUCAGGUUUGACAUGGGGCAACUUAUUUAGGGUGGUCAUAACAAAACCUUGCAACAUAUCUCCCUGUCCCAAAGUCUGCAAGGCGUCAUAGUUAUUGCUAAGUUUUUCAAAAAACUCCUGAACCUUUUCAUAGCUUGACCCUUUCGCCGCAUCUAGAUUGAUUAUUUCGUCCAAAUGUGCAUUAAUUACCGAUUUGGUUUGGCCAUAUUCUUGCUUAAGUCGAUCCCAUGCCAUUUUAUAUCCCAAACUGGUACUUGAUUUUAGAUUUGAUAUGCGAUCUCUUACCUUUGGCAGAACUGAUUCAAGGGUAUAUCCAAACUUUUCUUCAUCUGAGAUGGGUCUUUUAUCGACUUGUGUGAGAAACAUAUUCUAAAAACGAACCCAAUAUGCGGCAGUUCCUUUAAAUGCAGUGAUUUUCAGUUGAGGAAGUUUCGCUAGACUGCUUUUCCCAGAUUUCUCCAUUUCGAUUUUUCUUUCCGUCAUUUGCAGCUCAGCGGCGAACUUUUCCUCCCAAAUCAACUUUUCUCGCUCUCGUAAUUCGAUCAAACGUUGUUCAUCCUUCUCGCGUUGCACAUUUUGUUUACGUCGCUCUGCUUCGUCGUCAAUUUCCCUCUGCCUUUUUUCAAGAAUUUGCGAAAGCUUGUUCAUUUUAGGCACCCAUUGCGCGUUCUUAUCCUUCGUGUCCUUUUUCCAUUGUCGUAUUGCUCUCUGAGUUAAUUCAGCUCCUCGAUAAAUUUUAAGCUCUUGUACACUUGCAACAAGAUUAUUUACCUUGUCAAAUAUGGCGUCUGUUCGUUUCUUUACAACUUCGAUCUCUGCGUAAUCGUCUUCUUCAAUAAUAUCGUCAAUUGGCUCGAGAUAGUACUUUAGUUUUUCGAUUUCCUUGUCUAUUUCAACUUCCUUCUGUUUUUCUGCUGUCUCCUCGCUCACUGUUAUAUGUUCCACGUCGUACAAAUCGAUAAAUUUUCGUAUUUACAUGACCAAAUAAUGUGUUGUUGUCGUUAAAUCACUCGUUAAAUAUUUAAAUUACCGUUCGAUUUUUUGUUCAAUCCUGGUCACGGCACCACUUAUAUACCGAACUUCUCUUAUUAAAUUGUUAACAGGUAUAUAACCACAGAAAUCACAAAGACAAAUUACAUUUAUUUGUAUAAAAAUAUAGAAUUCUCACGCUCACAAAUCACUUGUUUUUUUUUGUCUCGUCUCACAUAAUCUAAUAAUAAACGACCCCCCAUCAACAUGCUCUUAAUGUUUCUUUUAUGCAAACGUCAAUCAUGCUUACGUCACUUAUAUGGGGGAUCCACUAUUCCGUACAUGUAUAAGUCAUUGACAUAAGUAAAUUUUAUGCAUAAAGAAACUGUUUAAGAAGCUGCUUUAAAUUCCCAAGAGCAGAAAAUCGCGUACUUUACAAGGAGAUGUUCUUAACUAAAUUUUAAUACAUGCACCUUGUCAAUAUUUUACGUAUCAUUACGUUCAGUUUUUGGUAUAGGGCAUGCAAUUUUAACAAUAAUUGAUUUUCAAUAGUUUUCGGGUUUUUUGGGACACCCUGUACAUAUAUAUAUAUAUAUAUAUAUAUAUAUAUAUAUAUAUAUAUAUAUAUAUAUAUAUAUAUAUAUAUAUAUAUAUAUAUAUAUAUAUAUAUACAUAUAGUUUUUCGUUUUACCUCAAAAAACCACAACAGUCUGUUUCAGACUGUAUAGGAAUCAUCAGACUGUUGUGGUUUUUUGAGGUAAAACGAAAAACUAUAUUGCGCUCUACCUAUAUAUGGUAUUGAGCACUGUUUGUGUUUCGUAAACCAAAAUCUUAAGCUAUAUAUAUAUAUAUAUAUAUAUAUAUAUAUAUAUAUAUAUAUAUAUAUAUAUAUAUAUAUAUAUAUAUAUAUAUAUAUAUAUAUAUAUAUAUAUAUAUAUAUAUAUAUAUAUAUAUAUAUAUAUAUAUAUAUAUAUAUAUUGUAUAUCUAGUUAAAUACCUCAUGAAUAGUUUAAUGAGGUAUUUAUCUAGAUACAUACCUGUUUUAAACUAUUCGUGAGGUAUUCAACUAGAUAUAUACCUCUCCAUGUGUGUAUUGAGCAAUUCAAAUUCAUACAUCAGCCCCGCUCUUCCCUGCUGAAAAUCGAAUCCCUCCCGGGCGUUCAGACGGACGAGUAAUUACGCUAGAUACAAGGUCUUAAAUAACAAAAGAAAGCGACUCAAGCAUGAAAUAACUACAGUUAGUGCGAAAUACACCAUUCAAUAUCUCGUCAACCAAAUAAAUUCUACAGUAUGAGAUAAAUAUUUCAUUCACCUAGAAGGUAAAGACUGUGCUGAUAUAUACAAAAACGGAAAAACAGAAAGUGGACUUUAUCAAAUUGAUCCAGAUGGCAAGGGCACUUUCAAUGUCUUCUGUGAUAUGACAACAUCAGGAGGAGGCUGGACUGUGUUUCAACGUCGCCUUGAUGGAAGUGUUGGUUUCUACCGAAGAUGGAAAGAUUACAAACACGGCUUUGGUUAUCUGAAUGGUGAAUUCUGGCUCGGACUGGAUAAGAUCAAUAGAAUUACAAGUGCUUCACACAGCAAACUUCGCGUCGACAUGGAAGACACUUCUGGAAACACGAAAUAUGCAGAAUAUGAUUCUUUUGCCAUCGCUAGUGAACAGCAGCAGUAUAGAUUGAGUUUUGGAACUUUUAAUGGUAAGUGUUUCAUUAAAUAAAUUAACUGAGUUUAUGGUCAUAUAUCACAAAUGCCAAUGAGAACACUUUAGAGAUAGUGCAUGUAAACAAUAUCAGUUAUUUAAUUAUGCCGUACCUAUCCUAAACAUAUAAUUAAGGCAUCACAAAUUUUUAUUGUAUAACAUGUGAAAUAAUACUGAUAAUUCAAAUAAUUACAAAAUUUCUUGUCAGUGUAUCAACUAAUUGUGUAUAAAAAAAUAUAGUGGGGCACUACCAUACAUCUUGAACGAACAAGCAGGUUUUGUCCGCAUUGGUUUUGUUAUUCGAAACCGCACCAUGGCCCCACUGAGGUAUUUAUCAAUUGUCCUGCUGGGGCCGGUUGUUCGACAGCCAAAUAGCUUUACCCAACAUAAAAUUCAAAACAAAUUUCUAACAGCUUGUUUAUAAAUAUGGAAAUAAUUCUUUAGAAAUAUUGUUUGGAUUAGUAUGGUUUUUCUUGUCGGAACUUUGGAACAGACGUGCAGAAAAACAUAAAUUAAAGCAGCAGGCUCAAUUUUAACCCACGGUUAGCGCUAAUCCAUCUUUGAAUUACAACUAAAAUUAUAUUACAAUAUAUGCUUUCAUGAGGUUUCGACGAAAAGUUUUUCCUUAGUUUUGAAAUAAUUACACAAUUGGCCCUUAAGAAAAAUCUGUGUUUGGGGGGCGGAGGAGGGGGGGGGGGUGGAGCUCUGACGAAGCCUAUAAUUGAUCCUACAUUAUCUCAAAGGUUCAACCUUUUUCUAGAGCGAGUUUAAAAGACGGCUACAAAUAAUAAGUUUGAAAUUAGCAGAGAAAACUUUAUGGAAGAUUUAUGUUAUUAUUUUAGGUACAGCAGGGGAUUCUCUCUCGUACCAAAAAGGGAUGGCUUUCUCAACAUAUGAUUCCGACAAUGAUGAAAAUGGUAGCAACUGUGCCAGGGAGUACAAAGGUGCCUGGUGGUAUAAGAGAUGUCAUCACUCCAAUUUGAAUGGUCUGUAUCUUUAUGGGACACACAAGUCGUAUGCUGAUGGUGUCAACUGGUACCAUUUUAAAGGACAUUACUAUUCACUGAAAUCAACAUCAAUGAAAAUCCGGCCAAGCGCUUUCUAA
This is a messenger RNA of Paramuricea clavata, 12517 nucleotides long. NCBI's taxonomy places the organism in Eukaryota, Metazoa, Cnidaria, Anthozoa, Malacalcyonacea, Plexauridae. The record is from the annotation of a GenBank genome assembly.